Molecule: messenger RNA, 1299 nt
Organism: Mucor velutinosus
Lineage: Eukaryota; Fungi; Mucoromycota; Mucoromycetes; Mucorales; Mucoraceae
Exons: 2
Coding region: 1-1299 (432 amino acids)
Source: RefSeq, a predicted model, not a curated record
AUGAACAACUUCCGUGACGCUGCUCCCAGUGAUCCUAAUGUUACUGUGCUUUUGGAUCAGGAGAAAGCUUAUGAUCGUGUAAGCCCUACGUAUCUGACGAUGGUGCUUCAUCAGUUUGCUCUUCCGGCAUCCUUGGUUGACAGUAUCUCGGGUCUGUUCAUUGAUACUCGCAUCCCUUUAUCCAUUAAUGGAUGGCCGGGUGCUCCUAUUGAACAACGACGUGGUCUACGGCAGGGCGAUUCGCUGUCGUCCCUAAUGUUUGAUCUCGCAUUUGAACCUUUCCUCAGAACCAUCUUGGCUUGUGCAGACUUACGUGGUGUGAUUAUGUCUACGGACAAACGCCCGACCUUGGCACGUCGAAUUUCGGUUGCUUCCGCUCCAAUUGAGCCACAGACUGAUCAUGUCCUUCUGAGUGCUCCAGCGAGCCCUCCACGGGUCAAAAUGCUUAGUUAUGCUGAUGAUUUGGAAGCCUUUCUGGCGUCUCCGGCUGAAUGGCCCGUGCUUUUGUCGCUCUUGUCACUCUAUGGCAAAGCGUCCAAUGCCAAGGUCAAUUUGGAAAAAACCGUGCUGGUGUCGCUGUUUGGCAAGCCUCAUGACGAUUGGAAACACUUGGCGGACUCGUCUAACGUUGUAUGGCUCGAUGAAUCUUUCAACUGGCUCUGUGAGAUAUCUCGGCUACCCUUUGUACCCUACCGAGGAACAGUUGGCUCAUUUCCUGGAUACUAUCACAGUGAAGGUGCAGCGUCAAUGCAAUUCGCUCACGAAGCGACAGCUCUCCAUACGUGGCAAGGGUUUGGUGGCAAACUCCCUUCUUCUGUCUCGUUUGUGGCAUAUUCUUCGUGUGGUUGUUAUACCCAGCUGAUUGCCAGCCUCUUGAGCGUGCUACCAGACACCAACAUCUUGGCUUGCUUACGCCCUCGCAUUACCGCAUUCUUGCAAUAUCUGUUCAAUGCUCUGUGCCCUUUUGAGGGUCCUCCUGUGUGGAUCAUUCCUGAUUCUCUCAGAUCGGUCAUGGCAUUCACCGACCAAGAGCGUACUGCCAUGCUGGAGAGCUCGACAACCCCCUCUCCUCCGGCUCCUAGCUUUUCGCACUGGUACAUCAUCACCGACCCGUGCUCAAAAGCUACAGUGGACAAGAUCACGCUCGGUACGCUGCGACGUUCAUGUCACCCCUCAUUUGAUAUGCUUCGUGACCCAGCCCACCCUCCUCGGUAUCGCCCACCACAUCUCUUGCUUCCACCCCGCCUCUGGCGUGAUAUUUGGUCCCUCUGCCUUCCCGCCAAGGCCUUUACGCGGUAG